GGAGGUGCCACACCGCAGCAGGGGCAGCGGCAGCAGCUCUGAAAUCCCAUGCGCUGUGCUGCUCAGGUCUGCCUGGGCCGGGGCUCCAGCCCAACUCUGAAAUCCUAGGACGCUCGCUGCCCUGCCGGCGUGUGUGUGCCGGCCCCCUCGCGCCCCUCCCCCGCUCCCCUCCCCCUUUUCUCAGCCCCGCCUGCUGAGUGGGAUGGGGAGAGGGGCAGGAGAGGACUGAAGCCUCCGCCGCCACCUGAGCCGGCUGGGCAGAGCGGAGCUAGCGGAGCCGGGGUGUCCGGGCCUGCCAGGGCAUCCCCCGCUUUCCCUCCUCGGGUGAGAGCCGGAUGGAGCAGCGGGACUAGCGCCCCAGAGAGCCCCUGGAAAGUGGGGUGGCGGCGAGGAGCCCCAGUGCCGUGCACCAGGAAGAGAACGCUGGCCCCGUUCUCCCCACCCCAGACGCCCCCCUGGGCCCUGGCCCAACAAGAGCCCGUCUCAGGGGAGGGAGGGGCCCCGGCCCCUCCUCUGCUGUGUCAUCGCUCCCUGCCCAGACAUGCCCCCAGUUAUGGCCCGGCUGCAGCAAGUGGCCAAGAUGGUGAUGAGCAGGAAGAAGGUGGUGGUGCUGCUGCUGCUGGGGGCGACGCUGAGCCUGCUCCUGCACCAGGGAUCGCAGCUCAGCUGGUCCCUGCGGCUCCUCUUCCCAGCGGUGGCGCCCCGCUGCCCAGCAAGCCCCACGCGGCCCAAGCACACAGCCGUGGCGUUCGUCAAGACGCACAAGACAGCAGGCACCACGGUGCAGAACAUCCUGUUCCGCUUCGCCGAGAGGCACAACGUGACGCUGGCGCUGCCCCGCCCCAGCUGCGAGCACCAGUUCUGCUACCCCCGCAACUUCUCGGCCCGCUUCGUGCACCCGGCCACGCGGCCGCCCCGCAUGCUCGCCGGCCACCUGCGCUUCAACCGAGCCGAGCUGCGGCGCCUGCUGCCCAACGACACGGUCUACGUGACCAUCCUCCGCGAGCCCGCUGCCAUGUUCGAGUCCCUCUUUAGCUACUACAACCGCUACUGCCCAGCCUUCGUCCGCGUGCCCAAUGGCUCCCUGGAGACCUUCCUGCGCGCGCCGCGCGCCUACUACCGGCCCGACGAGCGCUUCGCCAUGUACGCUCACAACACGCUGGCCUAUGACCUGGGCGGCGACAACGAGCGCAACGCCCGCCAAGAGCCGGCCUACCUGGCGGGCCUCAUCCGCGAUGUCGAAGCCACUUUCUCACUAGUCAUGAUCGCCGAGUACUUCGACGAGUCGCUGGUGCUGCUGCGCCGCCUGCUGGCCUGGGACCUGGAUGACGUGCUCUACGCCGAGCUCAACGUGCGCAGCGCCGCCUCACGCCUCGCCUCCCUCCCCGAAGGCUUGGCGCGCGCGGUGCGCCGCUGGAACGCGCUCGACGCCGGCCUCUACGCGCACUUUAACGCCUCCUUCUGGGACCGCGUGGCGCGCGCCGGCCGCGAGUGCGUGCAGCACGAGGCGCGCCAGCUGCGAGAGGCGCGGGAGCGACUGCUGCGCCGCUGCUUCGGCCCACGCCCGCGCCUGCGCCCGGCUGCUGAGAUCCGCAACAAGCAGCUGCAACCCUGGCAGCCGCUGGGCAACGUGGGCAUCGUGGGGUAUGACCUGCCCAGCCGCUCGCCUUGGGGAUCCCCGAGCAGAGACGAGUGCCUCAAGCUGGCCAUGCCCGAGGUGCAGUACUCGAGCUAUCUGUUGCACAAACAGAAGCGCCGCGCCGGGACCUCGGCUGGCGACCACCCGCCGCCGCCCCCGCCGCCGCGCCCUAUCCGAGCCCUGCCCCGGCCCCGGCCCUGGGUCCGGAGAGACUGAUUUCCACGUUCCACCCCACACACACCAUUAGAGACUUGCUGCUCCGCCUCCAAUCCGGCCGGGAGGCGGUGACCCCCCUCCCCCCACGUGCGGCUCCACCCCCAUAGCUGGCCGGGAGGGAUGGCCCUUCAGGUGUGUGGCUCCACCCCCAGGCUGCUCCGGAGGGAUGGCCCUCCCUCCCCACCCGCUGCUCAGCCCCGUCCCGAGCUGGCCGCGGGCUGGGGACGCCCGUCCUCUCCCGAGAUCACUCCUCUCCCGAGAUCACUCCGCUCCCCGCCCCAUUCCCGCUCUGAAGCCCCCUUGCAUGCAGGGGAGGGUGCGUGCACCCAAACGGGCACGUGUGAAGCACUCCCCUGGCGGGGGGAAGGCGGACUCGCUUCCGCACAGCCCCUCUCCUCUAAAGGGGGCGACCCUUGGGUCCGGCCAGCGAAAGGAGGGAGCAUCAGGGACUGGGCGCCCCCUGUGGAGCCAAGCUGAGGACUCUGCACGCACAUGGGACACCCCCGCCCCAAGCUGCGAGCUUCCUCUCCAGAAGGGCCCCCUCCCCGGAGCCCAGCACACUGGGUCUUCCAGGCUCCAUCCCUUUCCCACAAUUCCAGCUGUUCCCAACCCGGGACUGAAUAGGGGCUGCCUUUGGAGGCUGUUUUUUCCAAUAAACGGGAUUUCCCGGGA
Molecule: messenger RNA, 2527 nt
Organism: Monodelphis domestica (gray short-tailed opossum)
Lineage: Eukaryota; Metazoa; Chordata; Mammalia; Didelphimorphia; Didelphidae
Gene: GAL3ST3
Product: galactose-3-O-sulfotransferase 3
Biological process (GO): glycolipid biosynthetic process
Cellular component (GO): membrane
Molecular function (GO): galactosylceramide sulfotransferase activity
Source: RefSeq, a predicted model, not a curated record